Blepharisma stoltei is the source of this 1326-nucleotide messenger RNA. Lineage: Eukaryota; Ciliophora; Heterotrichea; Heterotrichida; Blepharismidae. The record is from the annotation of a GenBank genome assembly.
AUGUUAGUGCAUAGCAAUUACAUACCAAAAAUCGAUCUUGUUUAUGAACAAUUUUCAGAUUUCAACGAAGCUGAGUUUCAGCUUCCAAUGUUACAGAAAGGUUUCAGUGCAGAACUUCCAAAGCUUUUGGCCGAGAUUUCUGAAAUCCUCACUGAAGUCAAGGCUCAUCAAGAGCCAAUUCCAGUUCCAGUCGUCCCAAUAGAAAACCUAUGCAGAGUCUGCUACUGUGAAGAACAAGACCCACUUACACUAGAAUGCACCCACAAGUUUUGCAAAGCUUGUGUCAUUGCAAUCAUCACAAAUAACCUAAAUUCAUCCGUUUUGGAAAAUAAAUGCCCAGACUGCAAUAUCGAUUUAAAAGAAGAUUUUGUCUUGUCACUAUUAGCAGAAGAAGAAAUUGCACGAUACAACAAAUUUAAGCAAAGAAAAAUCGGUCUUGACCUUGUCAGCCAGAAUUUGGCUGUUUGGUGUGUUAAGCCAGACUGCGUAGGUUUUGCACACAUUAUUGAAAAUGUGCCUAAUGGGGCUUGUAAUGCUUGCAAGAGAGUUUUUUGCUUAAAAUGCAAAGGUGAUGUUCAUCCUGGCGUCGAAUGUGAAAACCAUGAAAAAGAUAAUGAGCUUCAAGAUGUGCUUGGCAGCAUGGAAUGGAAACAGUGCCCAUGCUGUGGUGUCCCUGUUGAGAGAAUUGAUGGCUGCAACUUUAUUCCAUGCGAAUCUCCAAUGUGCCAAGGCCAAUUUCCGUUUUGUUAUCAGUGUGGUAAGAUUUUAUGCGAAGAUUUGCACUGGAAUCACUAUAAGACUGAGGGUCCUUUUGGAAAUACUUGCAAUACUCUUCAGGGUAUUCCUGACCCUUAUGUUCCUUACAACCACUGGCCACAUUAUAAUGAUGCAAGACAUAAGCAUUUAAUUAAAAGACCAGGUGUAGAAGGCGACGUAGAUAUUGAGCCUUUUAAUCCAGACUGGUUCAAAGAAGAAGGAGAAGAUCUUGUUCAGCCAGAGCCAGCUCAAGUUCCGCAGCAAGUUCCACAGCAAGUUCCACAGCAAGCUCCACAAGCUGCACCUCAAAGAGUUAACAGACCUCGACCUAGAGUUAACCAUGUACAUAAUCACAAUCCUGAGGUGUUCUAUGUUCCAAAUAUGUUUGCUGAAGAAGGGGAUGAAAUUCUUGCUGAAAAUGAGGAAGCUCAUGAAGAAGUAUUUUUCGCAAACUUAUUUGAUGCUAACGAAGAAGAUGCUAAUGAAGAGGAAAAUAGGUUGGAAGAAGUAAGAAUUGAAAAUCCAGCACAGGAGGAAGUUGAUGAUUUUGGCUUUGAUUUAUUCGGUUAA